UUCACGAUUUGGUGCCUGAACAGAGGAUGUGUUUUCUUCAGUGCGGGUUACUACUCACAUCCUGUUCCUCCCACAUAUCCAGCAGUUUCUCCAACCUCAAGAUUAAACUUGGCAGCUCCCUGACCUCUCAGUGAAGACUUGGCAGAAGACUUGAGACGGGGAAGGUACUGACUGAGGGGCAAUCAGGGUGAGGGAGCAUCUCGUGUUGCCAGAGUGAGCGCGGGUUUUUUUGAGGUGGAGAGGUUUUGGUAUGUAGGAGUUAACCUGAUGACAGGCCAACCCUCAAAACGGGACAGAGGGUCGGUGGCGGAAUAUAUAGCCACAUGUGGCUUCAGGUAUGGAGUACUUCAUCUCUCUUUCGCCAUGCCGCAUUGUUUGAGGUAGGCAUUAACCUGCCGUGUAUGUGUGGUUUUUUUUUGAUCAGAGACAUUCCUGGUGAUUGGGAAAGACUCAACCCUUCCUCUGCCUCCCUGUCUUUCGGUAUGGCAAACGACACCGCCGUGGGCAACGAGAGCUGCGAGAACAACACGAGCAUCAGCGCGGACGCCGGGCCAGCGGUCAGCGCUGUGAUGUUCGCCGCUGGCGUGUUGGGCAACGUGCUGGCGCUGAUCGUGCUGGGGGUCCACAAGAGGGGCAACCGGAGUAAAGUGUCGUUGUUCCACAUCUUGGUGAGCAGCCUGAUUGUCACCGACCUCAUGGGGACCCUGCUCAUCAGCCCCGUUGUCCUGACCGCUUACGGCAAGAGGCACUCGCUGAAGGAGCUCAACCUGUGUGACUACUGCGCCUUCGCCAUGGCUUUCUUCGGGCUCACCUCCAUGUUCAUCCUGUUCGCCAUGGCCCUGGAGCGCUGUCUGUCCAUCAGCUGCCCAUACUUCUACAGGCGGCACACCAGCAAGCGCUGUGGCCUGAUCGCCAUCCCGAUCAUCUGCAUCUUCUGCACCUUGUUCUGCUCACUGCCGCUGCUGGGCUUUGGUGUGAACACUCAGUACUGCCCCGGAACCUGGUGCUUCAUCAAGAUGGAAGUCCAGUUGCUGCCGAUGAAGCACCGCGUUUAUUCCUUGUCCUAUGCCGUGCUGAUGAAGGUGCUGAUCGUUUCCAUCUUACUGUGCAACGUCUCCGUUAUUGUCAGCCUCUGCCGCAUGUACCAGAAGCAAAGGACACGGAAAUGCUCGAGGGUAUCCCACACAAGAAACGAUCGGGUUUCUCAAUCGGAAGAAGUGGAUCAUCUCAUUCUUUUAGCCAUAAUGACAAUUACUUUCGUUGCCUGUUCUGUGCCCCUCACGGUUCGUGCAUACUUCGGGGCAAUUUAUAAAAACGACAAGUACCACGACCAUAAUGCUGACCUUCAAGCUCUCCGAUGCUUGUCAUUUAAUUCAAUAAUUGAUCCAUGGGUUUUUAUUAUUCUAAAUACAUCUAAGGUUAAAAAGAUGGUGUCCAAGAUACUGUGCUGUAAAAUUGUUUCUAAAAGCUCCAGACUACAGGCUACAUCUUCCAUAAGGACUGAAAUGUUCAAACAAAAGUCACUUUGGAACACACAGUCCUGAUACUUCUUACUGUUUAGAAGAUUUUCCUGAAAUGUGGCAGUCACCAUUCAACCUGUUAGACCAAAAGGUACACUCUGUGGCACAGGGUGGGAGUUGGCAAAGCAUUUUGCUUUCUGAUUGUUACACUGAGUAAGAGGACGUUUUAUAGGAGAAUGAGCAGGAGAAGAAGCUGUACAGAGGACUUAGUUCUGAUGACCAUACAGACACUGACUGUCAAACAUCAUAUUUAUGUUUCUGAUUUUUCAGAUAUUUGGAAAAGUACUGUGAUGUUUAUAAUUUUAAUUUCAGAAUAGAAUAGUAGAUAAUAUUUAAAUUAAUAUUUUUCUACAUACUUCUAAUUUUUCAGCCUUUCAAAAAUAUUUAACCUGCCCACAAGGUUGUUUGGUGUAUUGCUGCUGUAUGCAGUUUUGCUUCCAGUUAAAUAUAUAGAGGUGCAUUUCAUUAGGUCUGUUAUAUAAGGAUACUCAAGUUAAAAUCUGGAUGUUUACCAAACUUUAUGACCAAAAUAAGAAUAAUUAUUUAUUCUGUGUUUUAAACUAACCCCCACAUUAAGACUGACUACUGUCACCAAGCUGUUGUCUGUGUUGAGAAAACAGGAUGAUAUACAUUAUGAUUCAUAAUUAAUUAAUGGAUGUUUGUGCUGGGACAGAUUCACAAAAUUGUCCCAAAGGAAGCUAAUUGAACAGCUGAUAAUUCUCUACCAAUGUCCAUUAUCAGACAUAGCUGGAAAAUGAACUUGGACACAUCAGUUAGAAUUCAAAUGUUCUGCAAUAGAGCCAUCGGGCCAACUAAAUAUGUUUCCAAAAAGUGUCUUCUGAUCUACUAAAAGUACAUUUUAUGUUUAGCAUUGAUUCCUUCUUGUAUCAUAUGGUUAAAACCCUGUCUUUCACUCAGUCAAAAAUUGACUUACAUUGUGUAUUUUUUAAAUUAAGAAGUUAUUGAUCUUGUUUCUGUCCUGUUUUACAAAUGUUCAGCAGGAUAAUAAGACAUCUACAUGCUUCCUUUCGAAUCUGUAGCUUUGCAGUUGAUUUUGAACAUUGUACACAGUAUGACACGGUACAUCCAGAAAUAUGCAGGAAUUUUGAAUAGAUUUUCAUUGGUGAUAAUGCAGCUUAAUUUUGCACUGUAAUUGUAAAGCAUAGAGCUAAUUUAUGGAUCAGUUGCUUUUGGAACCAACUGAUGGAAUAAGCCCUCAUAUAUGUAUCUCAAAAUGUUUCAAAUAUAAAGCUACACAUAAAGUUAUUGCAAACUGUACAUGCACACUACUAGUAAUACAUCAAAUUACAAAUUCAAGUAUGAAUGCUACAGGUCUAUCAACUUAAGCCUUAAGUUUCAUUAAUAUACAUGAUGCAAAUUGCAUUGUGAAUAUAUAUUUCUAUUUUUGGUUGUACACUGUGUGAUGGAACCUUUCUAAUGUGUUGCAAAGAAUCUUUCCAUAAA
This is a messenger RNA of Carcharodon carcharias (great white shark), 2984 nucleotides long. Its product is annotated as prostaglandin E2 receptor EP2 subtype-like. The coding region runs from base 324 to 1544 and encodes 406 amino acids. Gene Ontology annotation, biological process: positive regulation of cytosolic calcium ion concentration; cellular response to prostaglandin E stimulus; adenylate cyclase-activating G protein-coupled receptor signaling pathway. Gene Ontology annotation, molecular function: prostaglandin E receptor activity. NCBI's taxonomy places the organism in Eukaryota, Metazoa, Chordata, Chondrichthyes, Lamniformes, Lamnidae. The transcript is spliced from 2 exons. The record is from RefSeq and is a predicted model, not a curated record. Gene Ontology annotation, cellular component: plasma membrane.